AUGGAUAAUGGUCAGUCUAUUGAGUCGACUGUGCAAUUAUGUCGCAAUGUUAACCAAACGUGUGCCCAAAGUCCACAAUACCAGUGCUGUUUAGGUCACCAAUUGCUUUGUGUCUAUGAUAUGCCCCAAAAACCCGAGUCUAUUGGAGUUUGUUUAAAAACAUGUAGUAAAAUGGGUGCCAUUUGUGGCGGUUUUACGCGUGACCCACAAGUUUGUUGUGAAGUUUUAAUUUUAUCAAAUUUAAGUCUAAGUUUAUCUAAAAUACAUUACAGUGUAAGCACUGUUAGUCUGAAUGCAUUUAAGUUAGGAGAAGGUCCGCAUUGGGAUGAUAGUCGUCAGGUGCUAUGGUUUGUUGACAGCAAUGACUAUCAGGUCUGUCAAUUGAAUGUCAGCACAAAACUGAGUGAAUGUCAUAAGUUUGACGAUUUGAUAAGUUUGGUUCAUCCAUAUGAUAAUGGAGAUGACCUAUUGGUGACCAUACGAAACAAAUUGUUACGAUUUAACUGGACAUCCAAAGAAGGUUAUUAUGUGGCACAAGUAGCCCCUCAACUCAAUGGUAAAGAAAGAUUCAAUGAUGGAAAAGUAGAUGCUUUGGGACGGCUAUGGAUUGGAACAGUAUUGGAGGGCAAGAGUGGGGUUAUUAAGGGUAAAGGAAACCUUUAUAAGUGGGAAAACGGAUCGUUUGUUAAGAUGUCGGACGGAUUUUAUCUCACAAAUGGCAUGACUUGGAGUCCGGACAACAAACAAAUGUUUAUCAAUGACUCUGAGGAUCGCAAAGUAUAUGCAUUUGAUUUUAACUUAGAAUUGGGAACAAUAUCAAACAAAACUAUUUUAAUUGACGGCAAUAAUAGCACAGAUUUGACUGUCAAUGAUUAUCCGGACGGACUAACAAUUGAUAGAUCGGGCUAUUUAUGGAUCGGUUCGUAUUCAAACGGUAGAGUAUUUCGUGUCGACCCUCAAAAUGGAGAUGUUGUAGACUCGGUGUCCAUUCCCUGUCCAUUAACAACAACCCCAGUGUUUGGUGGACUCAAUUUUGAUGAAAUGUUUGUCACAACGGGUUAUUUAAACGGCGAUUCCGAUCAGCGAUUAAAAUAUCCGACCUGUGGUCAAGUGUAUCGUAUAGUCGCACUCGACUCCAAUCAAUUUGUCGGCGAUAUUAUGUUUACAAUAAAAAAUUAA
Messenger RNA from Oppia nitens, 1179 nucleotides. RefSeq names its product regucalcin-like. The transcript is spliced from 4 exons. Gene Ontology annotation, biological process: L-ascorbic acid biosynthetic process. The record is from RefSeq and is a predicted model, not a curated record. NCBI's taxonomy places the organism in Eukaryota, Metazoa, Arthropoda, Arachnida, Sarcoptiformes, Oppiidae. Gene Ontology annotation, molecular function: gluconolactonase activity; calcium ion binding. The coding region runs from base 1 to 1179 and encodes 392 amino acids.